Tetrahymena thermophila SB210 is the source of this 2049-nucleotide messenger RNA. Its product is annotated as cytochrome d1 heme domain protein. Lineage: Eukaryota; Ciliophora; Oligohymenophorea; Hymenostomatida; Tetrahymenidae. The record is from RefSeq and is a predicted model, not a curated record. The transcript is spliced from 6 exons. Gene Ontology annotation, cellular component: centriole; ciliary basal body; spindle pole. Gene Ontology annotation, molecular function: gamma-tubulin binding. Gene Ontology annotation, biological process: microtubule nucleation; mitotic cell cycle.
AUGUCAGAAGAAAUAAAACCCGUAAUUGCUUCAUGCAGUAAUAUAGUACUUACUCAUGAUUUAUAAAAUCCUUAUCCUCUACUGAGUAAAAGACCACACGAAGGAAAUGUUAAUUGCGUAGUAUGGAACCACAACAACCUUGUACUAGCAAGCUGUGGUAAUGAUGGUAAAAUAGUACUUUCUAACUCAAGAAAAUAAGGAAAUCUCAUAUAAUUUGAUGAUGAUAUUUAAAAUAGUUCUCCAUUAACUUCAAUAUAAUUUACUUCUGCUUCAACUAAAUUAGCAAGCGGAGGAAGCAAUGGAAGAGUUAAAAUAUACGAUUUGAAGAAUUAAUGUAUAGCAAAAACAUAUUCUAAUCAUUUUGGAGGUGUAACUUGUGUUGAUUGGCAUUAAAAUGAUUACAUUUUAGCAAGCAGUAGUUAAGUUGGCGAUAUUUUUCUAUAUAAUACAGAGAAUGAUUAAUAAGUAGCUACAUUUAGUGAAAAUAAUUCAGUUCAGCAAAUAAAAUUUUCUCCAUAGAGAAAUAACUACUUAGCUUCUUGUUGUGGAGAUGGCAGAGUAAGCUUUUGGGAUGUAAAUACAAAAUAAUAAAUUGCUGUCUUUUAAAAUCAUCAAAGUAAAGUAAAUUCUGUGACUUUUUCUCCCCAUAACAGAGUACUUGCAACCUCAGCUUCUUUGGAUGCUACAAUUAACUUAUAUGAUAUAAACGAAAAAAAAGUGGUCAAGAAACUAUCAUGUGAUUCACCAAUAACUUCACUUGCUUUUCAUAGUGAUGGAUACACACUUAUAGCUGGUACAUUGUAUGGCGAGUUGAUGGUUUAUGAUCUCAAAAAUUUGCCAAAGCCUAAGCUACUGCUUGAAGGUCACACAAAAAAUUAAGCAGUUAACUAUAUUAGUAUAAUAAAAAAUAAUGAAUCCAGAUCUCAAGUAAAUUCAAGUGCACCUAAUUCAUAAUAAGCACCAAAUAAUAAAACUAGCAGCUUAAAAGACAUUUCAUAAACAAAAUACCCAUAAAAUUUAAGCUAAGCUAGUAAUUAAGAGCAAUCAAUUUAAGGCACAAAAUUAAAUGAUACAAUUUCGUCUUAAAAAUCAAAAACUUCAGAAACAUCUUCUAUAAACCCUUCCAAAUUUAACUAAAACAAUAAUUAUGGAAAUUAUUCUGAUAGAGAUAUUUAAUAGAAAUAAAUAAACAAUAAUAACAACAACUAUAAUAUGACUUCUCCUUCAAUAAAUAACUCUAAUGGAAAGUAAUUUAGUAACAAUUAGUUUGCACAACCAUUAAAUUAAAACACUAGCAUAAAAGAAAGUGGAAUUUAGUAGCAAUCACCAGCUCCAAUAUCAAAGUAGUCUCAAAUAUCUAAUUCAAAUACUCUAGCUAAUAACACAAACUUGCAAAAUAUUUAAAGUGGAAAAAGUUCUCAAAUAAUCUAAAAUAAUUACGAUAAUCAAAAUAUAUCUACAAUUAAUUCUUAGUUGGCCAGAAAAUCAAGUGCUAAUUAUCAAGAAGAAGACAAUAAAGGAUAAAAUGGACUUUCUAAAAACUAUAGUAGCAAGCAUAUCUAUAAUUAAAAUUCCAUGAUUUUAAGCUCUACAAAAUAGUCUACUUUAUUAUAAUAAAAUUAAUUAUCUUCUAGUAAAUUAUAAUCACCUGGAUAAGAAGAUUACUCAGAGAUGAAGAGAUCAGGAAUAACUAAUGUUCAGCCCUAUGAGUUACCACCAAAAGCCUCUACAAUAAUAGAAAGAACUAAUGGCAAAAACCUAUCAUAAUUAUAGUAAUAGCCUUCACUGCCUACUUAAUAAGGGGAUGAUUUUACAAGCAAAUAAAAAUAAUAUAUUAAAAAUAUGAUGGAAGACUAUUUUUUAGAUAUGAAAUUUAGCUUUUCCGAGUAAUUUUAGAACCUGCAUAUCGAAAUAAUCCGUUAAUUUUAAAUUUAAUAGAAUGAGUUAACAGCCCUACUUGAGUAAUAUGUGAACAAGAAUAAAGCUUUGGAGGAAAAAAUGUAAUAGUUGUAGUUAGAAAAUGAUAGAUUAAAAAAAUCAACUUAUUGA